CAGUGCGCGCGUCCCUGGUGCCCGCGUGAGCGCGGCGCGGGGCCGCGGUAGCCUGAGGCCUGGCCGUUGGGCCCUGCCCACGCGCGGCCUGACCCUCCGCGGCAUAUCGGGCUGAACUUGGCCACGCGCCCUCCGCUCUCGCCGCGCGCCCAGGCGCCAUCCGAGCGCAAAGGCGCGGCCCCGCGUGACGCGCGCACCUGCCGAAGAGGAGGCGCGGGCCCGGGGUUGCGGGUCCCCCCCACCCCGAGGCUGCCGCCCCGGCCACUUCCCGGAGGAGCGAGAUGAAGCACUCAGGCAUUUGGAAGAUGCUCAGAGCGGCCGUGUGCCUGGCCCUUCUGAGCUGCCUGCAAGCCCAGGAAUUCCAGGGACACGUUUCCAUAAUUCUUCUGGGAGCAACCGGGGACCUGGCUAAGAAGUACUUGUGGCAGGGCCUGUUCCAGCUGUACUUGGAUGAGGCAGGGAAAGGCCACAGUUUCAGCUUCCAUGGAGCUGCUCUGACAGCCCCUCAGCAGGGCCAAGAGCUUAUGGCCAAGGCCCUAGAAUCCCUCUCUUGCCCUAAGGACAUGGCACCCGGUCACUGUGCUGAACUCAAGGGUCAGUUUCUGCAGCUGAGCCAGUACCGCCAACUGAAGACAGCUGAGGACUAUCAGACUCUAAGCAAGGACAUCGAGACUCAGGUCCAGCAGGAAGGGCUCUGGGAGGCCGGCAGGAUUUUCUAUUUCUCCGUGCCACCCUUUGCCUACGCAGACAUUGCCCGCAACAUCAAUAGCAGCUGCCGGCCAGGCCCGGGUGCCUGGCUGCGGGUUGUCUUUGAAAAGCCCUUUGGCCAUGACCACCUCUCUGCCCAGCAGUUGGCUUCAGAACUUGGGAGCUUUUUCCAAGAGGAGGAGAUGUACCGGGUGGACCAUUACCUGGGCAAGCAGGCCGUGGCUCAGAUCCUGUCCUUCCGAGACCAGAACCGUAAGGCCUUGGAUGGCCUCUGGAACAGGCACCAUGUGGAGCGGGUGGAGAUCAUCAUGAAGGAGACUGUGGAUGCGGAAGGUCGUACCAGUUUCUACGAGGAGUAUGGUGUCAUCCGGGACACACUGCAGAACCACCUGACUGAGAUCCUCACACUGGUGGCAAUGGAGCUGCCUUAUGACAUCAGCAGCUCAGCUGCUGUGCUGCAGCACAAACUGCAGACUUUCCAGGCCCUGCGGGGGCUGCAGAAGAGCAGUGCUGUCCUGGGCCAGUACCAGGCCUACAGGGAGCAGGUGCGCCGCGAGCUGCAGAGGCCAGACAGCUUCCACAGCCUGACACCGACUUUCGCAGGUGUCCUGGUCCACGUCGACAACCUGCGCUGGGAGGGUGUUCCUUUCAUCCUGAUGUCUGGCAAGGCCUUGGACGAGAGAGUGGGCUAUAUUCGGAUCUUGUUCAAGAACCGGGCGUACUGCACCCAGAGUGAGAGGCACUGGGCCUCAGAGCAGAACCGAUGCCUGCCCCAGCAGAUCAUCUUUUACAUUGGACAUGGUGAACUGGGCCACCCUGCCAUUCUGGUCAGCCGGAACCUGUUCAAGCCCUCCCUGCCCACCCAGAGCUGGAAGGAGGUGCAGGACCGGCCCGGGCUUCACCUUUUUGGCCGUCCUCUGUCUGAUUACUAUGCCUACAGCCCUGUGAGGGAGCGUGAUGCCUAUUCCACCCUCCUAGCCCACAUCUUCCAUGGCCGGAAGGAGUCCUUCAUUACCACAGAGAACCUGCUGGCCUCCUGGAUCUUCUGGACACCCUUGUUGGGCAGCCUGGCCAAUGAGGUCCCACGUCUCUACCCGGGGGGAGUAGAGAGUGACCAUCUGCUGGACUUUGAGUUCAGUGGUGGCCAACUGUUCUUCUCCCAGCAGCCGCUAGAGCUGCUGAUACCAGGGCCAGAGUUGGCCCCAAGACCCAGUGACUUCCAGGUCCUCAGGGCCCAGUACCGAGAGAGCCCGUUGAUCUCUGCCUGGCCGGAAGAGCUGAUCUCUAAGCUGGCCAAUGACAUCGAAGCCACUGCGGUGCAGGCAGUGCGGCUCUUUGGCAAGUUCCACCUGGCGCUGUCCGGUGGCUCAAGCCCCAUAGCCUUGUUCCAGCAGCUGGCCACUGGGCACUACAGCUUCCCCUGGGCCCACACACACCUAUGGCUGGUUGAUGAGCGCUGUGUCCCUCUGUCAGAUCCAGAGUCCAACUUCCAGGGCCUUCAGGCCCACCUGCUGCAACACAUCAGGGUCCCCUACUAUAACAUCCAUCCUAUGCCAGUGCACCUGCACCAGCGUCUUUGUGCCGAAGAGGACCAGGGAGCCCAGACCUACGCCAGCGAGAUCUCAGCCCUGGUGGCCAACAGCAGCUUUGACCUGGUGCUGCUGGGCAUGGGCAUUGAUGGGCACACAGCCUCCUUGUUCCCACAGUCGCCUACUGGCCUGGAUGGUGAGCAGCUAGUGGUGCUGACACAGAGCCCCUCCAGGCCACACCAGCGCAUGAGUCUCAGCCUGCCUCUCAUCAACCGUGCCAAGAAGGUGGCUGUCCUGGUCAUGGGCAAGAUAAAGCGUGAGAUCACCAUGCUGGUGAGCCGCGUGGGCCAUGAGCCUAAAAAGUGGCCCAUCUCAGGUGUCCUGCCUCUUUCUGGACAGCUGGUUUGGUACAUGGACUAUGAGGCCUUUCUGGGGUGACAGGCAUCCUGGGCUUAGUCACUCAUGAGCUUUCUCUCACCUGCCAUCUCCCCUCCUCUCCUUGCCCUCUCUCUGCACUGUGCCCUAGCUCUCCGGAACCUGGUACCCAAGUCAGGCCUUAAAGAGAGGAGGACAAGAUCCUAC
This is a messenger RNA of Nannospalax galili (Upper Galilee mountains blind mole rat), 2819 nucleotides long. RefSeq names its product hexose-6-phosphate dehydrogenase/glucose 1-dehydrogenase (gene H6pd). The record is from RefSeq and is a predicted model, not a curated record. Gene Ontology annotation, cellular component: endoplasmic reticulum. Lineage: Eukaryota; Metazoa; Chordata; Mammalia; Rodentia; Spalacidae. Gene Ontology annotation, molecular function: NADP binding; 6-phosphogluconolactonase activity; glucose-6-phosphate dehydrogenase activity. The transcript is spliced from 5 exons. Gene Ontology annotation, biological process: glucose metabolic process; pentose-phosphate shunt; pentose-phosphate shunt, oxidative branch. Bases 282 to 2675 code for a protein of 797 amino acids.